GUACGCGCACGGCCCCACCAUUACACCACAGCUGUCAGCCAGUCACCACCACCCCGUGCGCCGCUGCUGCUGCUGCGCGGCGCGGUUUAACUCCACCUCCAUUUAUUUCCUCUCUCUCUCUACUCUCUCCUCUCUCCCGCAGCGAAGAAGCGAAGCAACCAAGCAAGCAGCCGCCGCCGCCGACCGAAGCAGCGCGAGCUCCGAGCCACCCCCAAAACCCUAGCCAAUGGGGGUGGCCGAUGCGUGAGGGCGGCGGGGGGGAAGAAUGGGGAAGGCGGUGGCGGGCCAGCGGCGGGAGCAGCCGGAGGCAGCAGGCGGCGGACGAGGAGGAGGCGGAGACGGAGGAGGAGGUGGAGGGUGCCGCGGGGGGGCCGUGCGGCCGCAAUGCGUGGCCGCGCUGCUGCUGGGCGCGGCCAUGGCGCUCUCCGCGCUGUUCCUGCUCAAGCCCUUCGCCGCCCACCGCGCCCGCGCGGGGGCGCCGCCGCCGCCGGGGCCUCCCGGCGACGCGUUCGCGGCUGACAUAGUGGCGAGCUUUAUGCUACAGAAGACAGUUUCUGAGUUGAGUGGAAGUACUUCUAAGCUUGAAUUUGACAUCUACGGGGAAAUUGGCAUUCCUAACUCUACUGUGGCUGUAAAUUUCCUACAACCAAUAGGUGCACCAAACUGGACAAAUGUCAUUUUCAGCAUUGUGCCUUAUCCAAAAUACUCAAGUAUAUCUUCCAUGUACUUGAGCAUUCUUAGGGCUUCUUUUAUGUCCCUGGUUGUAGAGCAGUCAACACUCCACUUGACAGAGUCUCUGUUUGGGGACACAUCGUUAUUCGAGGUUCUUAAGUUCCCUGGUGGAAUAACCAUUAUCCCUCCACAAGCUGCUUUUCUUCUGCAGAAGCCUUACGCAUCCUUCAACUUCACUCUGAACUUCCCAAUCUAUAAAGUGCAAGGUAGAAUGAAUGAGUUGAAAGACCAAAUGAAGGCAGGACUACAGCUCGAUCCCUAUGAGAACCUCUACAUCAAACUAACAAAUUCAGAAGGUUCAACGGUGAGACCACCAACAAUUGUUCAGGCCUCCAUUGUUCUUGAAGUUGGUAAUCACCAGCCCUCCCUUCCAAGGAUGAAGCAGUUGGCUAAAACAAUUGCUAAUUCAUCUUCAGGAAACUUGGGCCUGAACCACACGGUGUUUGGCAAAGUAAAGCAGAUAAGCCUCUCAUCUUAUCUUAGACAUUCUCUGCACAGUGGAAGUGACUCUGAUGCACCUAGUCCAGCACCCUUGCCUCAACAAGGCCAUCACAAUCAUCAUCAACAUCACCAUCACCACCACCACCACCAUCACCACCACCAUAGUCAUGAAGAAAAAAGGCAUUUGUGUCCGUCUCCUGCACCUGUACAUUCUCCUGUUGAACAACCCAAAUAUAGAUCUCCACCGUCUAGUUUUUCACAUCCAUACACCAAUAAGCCAAAGAAUAGAACUCCUGUAGCACCAGCAGCUGAGCCAGUACCUAGUAAACACAAUAAUCACUUUGAUUCACCUGCCAACAUGCCUCGUGCUGUGUCACCAUCACCUAUCAGUCCAUCAACUUCUGUUCAUCACUCUCCGAAUAACCCAAAUAGGCACCAUAGCCCCUCUGAUCCAUCUCCAGUACUUGCUCAUGCACAUAGUACUGCCCAAUCGCCAGCUGUGGCCCCUGCUCCUCACUCAUUUCUAUUGCAGCAUAUGCCACGCGGCAGCAUUCGUGUCAAUGGGCUCUUGCAUUCCUGUUGUGCAUGCUAAUGGGUCUACCAUAAGGAGGGCAGACUAUCUAAACAGAAUAUAUACUCCAAAAAUAAGCAGCCUCACCGAUCACCGGCCGUCUUCAGAAGAUAACUGAAGUUGCUCAUGCGCGAAAUUGCGCAUCCAGGUCAGGUGGGUGGUGUAUAUUGUGUUAGAAACAUGUAAAUAUGGGCGGGGCAAAUGCAAAAACAAGCAUACCUGUGUGUAGUGGUCAAAGCCAAGGAGGUGGCAGGCCCCUUCUGUUGUUGCACAGGUGAAGCUCUGUCCUGCGUUUGCAGUGUAAUAGUGCUGAAAAAUGAUGGUGGAAUCCAAUAUUAGAUGCUUAUACCGUUUUACAUGGGAGCAUAUGGCAGUUUCUUUCAGUUCU
This is a messenger RNA of Oryza sativa Japonica Group (Japanese rice), 2132 nucleotides long. RefSeq lists its product as uncharacterized. The record is from RefSeq and is a predicted model, not a curated record. NCBI's taxonomy places the organism in Eukaryota, Viridiplantae, Streptophyta, Magnoliopsida, Poales, Poaceae.